This is a messenger RNA of Anopheles bellator, 2945 nucleotides long. RefSeq lists its product as uncharacterized. The transcript is spliced from 3 exons. The record is from RefSeq and is a predicted model, not a curated record. Lineage: Eukaryota; Metazoa; Arthropoda; Insecta; Diptera; Culicidae. Gene Ontology annotation, molecular function: RNA binding. Bases 143 to 700 code for a protein of 185 amino acids.
ACAGUAUUUUCAGUACGAAUCGACAUCGUGGUUUCGUGGCGUUACAGCCACGCCAAAGGAGAGUGUUUCUUGGUAGCGCGCAUGAUUUACGUUGUUGAGGGGCAAAGCUGUUCUAAUAUCCUCGCCAAAUAUUUUUUCCAAUAUGCCAGACUGGAGAGAACGUGACGAUUCGGACCGCGGGUAUGGUGGUGGUGGCGGCGGCGGCGGCGAUAGCUAUGGCAGCUACGACCGCGAGCGUCGUGAUUACCGUAGCGAUCGAGGGGGUUAUGAUCGCAAUGGUGGUGGCGGCGGAGGCUACCGCUCCGGUGGCGGUAGCUACGGUGGCCGCCGGGACGAAGACGGCGGAUACCGCGCUGGUGGAGGUGGUGGUUAUCGAGGCAGCGGUGGUGGUCCCGGCGGCGGCAGCCGAGGUCCCCCAAGAAUUGAUCCGGCCACAGCCAAAACCGAGGUAUUUGAGGUGGAAGCGGACAAGGUGAAGUUCAUUAUCGGGCGCGGCGGUAACAAGAUCCGCGAAAUCCAGGACCGUUGCCGUGUGUCGGUGCAGAUCGACAAGGCUCGCAACGAGAACGGCGCCAAUAAUGUAUCGGUGAUGGGCGAUCAGAUGAACAUUGAUCGUGCCCGCGACAUGAUCAACACGAUCAUCAACGAUGACCGACGGGACCGAGAGGACGAUCGGCGCCGCGAUGGUGGUGCCUACUAGGCAAGCAAUCUUGUCUCAAUAGUAAGAAAAGCGCGAAUGCUCAGCAAUGACGGCGAGGAUGGCAGUUUCCGCAGCAUCACAGUGCGAAAUCAGUAGUGGAGAACGGAAAGCAACGCAUGCAGAAGAAAAAUGGAAAGACUCUUAUCCAUAAAAAACACAAUACAGUAAGCAAAAAGUACUACGGAUAAUGGUAACAAAUUCAACAUACACUUAUUUGCAUUUUACUCGUGCUGCGAUGUGCGCAAAUCAUAACGAGAGUUGUAAGCAGAACAACAGCAAACUUUCAGAAAACGGAAAUGUGUAGCAGAAGUAACAGAAAACCAACUAUUUGUCUGCCGGACACUAUGUAUGCUAGGUCGAACCGCACGUUUUACGAUUUACGUUUGACAAGACUGAUACCAGUCGUUCUUUUUUGUUUUGUAGCAUCGUGACGCCUAAUAUGGAAAGAACAGAUCACCGUUUAACCAUUGCUCACGAAUUUGCAUUGGAAGUAGAGAAUUAUUUUCUUUUCAUUCGUUCCAUGCGACAUUCAGAUGCAUUAACCAGAAUUACACAAUAUUUACCAGACAAACGUUGUAACUUAGGGACACCAGGGAGCCAAAUCUGGAAUUCAUAUUGAAGAGUAGAGAAAACGCAUAAAUCCGAUAAAAAAAAAUAACAACGGUAACAACACAUGAAGAAAAAGUGGAACAUUUGUACCAAAACGAACGAAGCAUAUUGCUUGCAAAUGGUAAAAAAUAAAGUCAAACCCAAACAAACACAACUGAAACUCAAACAAAUGGUGUAUUUACAACAAAAACCUAUCCGAUCCACACUAUACUCCCUUUAUUCUACCCUCCGUGGAAAACGAAACAAUUUAUAGGUAACAAUAUAAGGUGUGUUUAGUAUGCUUCUAAAAGCCAUCUUUCUCCGUAAUUUGUACGUGUUUUAAAUAAACCUAAAGUACACGGACGCAUGUGGUCAAUGAGAUUUGCUCCCUUUUGAUUAAACUCUAUAUGUUCGAAGAGUCUUGAAACAGGUGUUAGGACCGCUUCUAUUAGAUCGAGAAAAAUUUGUUAUGUGUACAUGCUUUCAAAAUAAGCACAACGAAUAAUGCUUACUGAUUACAUGAUGUGUGGCAGGCCUCGGUUUGUUUUUGUGACAAAUGAUCACGGAAUAGUCAAGAUUGUGAAUGUCUUCGGACGCAGGAAUGGAGAAACAAACAAUGAACCAACAGGAACGAACUCACGAAAUUAAUGCAUAUAGACGGGUCUGUACAGCAUAGAGAAACCGAACCAGAAUAGGGAGAUGUACUUGUGUUACAUGUGCAUUAAAUCUCUUAUUCUCUUCUUUCUAUACAAACAACCAAACUUUAAAAAAAUUAUCAAAACAAAACUAACUUUCAUAAUUUGUGCUUAAAAACGUUUCAAUGGUUGGAAUAGUAUUCAAAAUGAUAAUGAUUCAGCGUAGCAAGGAGUGGGAAUGAAGAACAAUAAAUGUCGCCAGUCGACAAUUGCAAAACAAAAAUACAGAUGGUAGUUGCAUUGGGGUCACUCGCUAUCGUUGAACUUGAAGAUUAUUACCUUGAACGCUGUAUAAAAAAUCUUGUUUCUCAAUCCAUGACUUGAAAAGAAUGAAUCCGAAAUUCAGGUUACAGUGGCGAGUUGACCUUAGUGUGCACUGACUAACUGGGCAUAGAUUCCAGAGUGGUCCUUGAACUCUAGAGGGAAAACUCACCUGUACCUGCUGGUAGUGCCAGUCGGAAUAGAAUUAAAGAAUACUCACACGAAGGAGAAAGGAAAGUGCUUAUUUCUUUUGGGUAGUAAUAGUCCGUCCGUGUGGAAAUAUAAGUCAUGCGGAGAUUACACCACUUGUUAACCAGUAAAGACGUUCAAUUUAUCUGGACUUUAUUUACUUAUCCGGCUGCUACAAUCGCCGAGCAAGCUAGGGAGUUCUAUGAACAUAAAACCCUAAGUCAUGACCACCCAACACAGCAUUCACCAAUAGACCAAAUUUUUCCAAGACCAAUGAAUAUUUACCGAACUUAUUUGCUGGAAUAACACGAACUUACUUGUUACAGAGCACGCGAUAGCUUGAAUGAAUUAUUCUUUGAAUAAGAGAUUUAAUGCACAUGUUACACAACUUCGGUAGAACAAUGUUUAUUCUGAAUAUUUUUAUCGCGCUUCACUGGCUUCCUUAUACUGCUACUUCAGAAAAAUGCAGAUUGGGCACAGACAUUUUUAAUUUACCUUAAAAUGAUAACAAU